UGCAAGUCAAUCUUAGCUCUCAGUUUCAUAGAACAUUAUGUCACUGCACUGGGCAUUGGAAGUUACUCUUGUGAGCUGCGUUAUUUUUAGUAACGUCGAUGCUGGAUCAUAUUGUGGACAAAACAGAAUGUUUGCCUGUGUACCUACUCGUUUUUGUUCCGAAACUCGCGGCAUACCAUCAAAUUACAAUAAGCACUGCUUCUCCUUCGAAACUUGCUGUGAUCUCAAUAAAAUCAUUUUUGGAAAGCGUUACAGUGGAGGACAAUUCCUGCCAGGUCCAUACGAUCAAAGUGUUUAUACCAGUGAGCUUCCCAAUAAUACAGGUGGAAAAACAUCUACCACAAUAGGGGAAAAAUCUGUUGUAGUUAAUAGUAACAAUCGUGACAAUGCAAGGAAAACGGCUACCACUUAUAAUCCAGGUCAGACUGCCUCGCAGAAAGUGCAGAUUUUUACUACAGUACAAAUAUUUUAUUGAAGCUCUUACUUAAAAUAAUAUAUAUUAACUAAAAUAACCCAACUCAACUCAACCCAAAUAAGCGGUACAAAUCGUUAAAUCUACUGGAGAAAGUGAAAGAGAGGUCUAGGAAAGAGAGGGAGAGUGAUGGAGAGAAGGGACAGCUAGACCGCUGCAGCUGUCACC
Drosophila gunungcola (fruit fly) is the source of this 640-nucleotide messenger RNA. RefSeq lists its product as uncharacterized. The record is from RefSeq and is a predicted model, not a curated record. NCBI's taxonomy places the organism in Eukaryota, Metazoa, Arthropoda, Insecta, Diptera, Drosophilidae. The coding region runs from base 38 to 475 and encodes 145 amino acids. The transcript is spliced from 4 exons.